AAUUAUGUACCCAAAAUAUAUGUCUUGUUUUCUUUUUCAGCGCAAAUUGAAGUGAUACCAUGCAAAAUUUGUGGUGAUAAGUCCUCUGGAAUACACUAUGGAGUCAUCACAUGUGAAGGCUGCAAGGGAUUCUUUCGGAGGAGUCAGCAGAACAAUGCCUCCUACUCCUGCCCAAGGCAGAGAAACUGUUUAAUUGACAGAACCAACAGAAAUCGUUGCCAACACUGCCGACUGCAGAAAUGUCUUGCCCUGGGAAUGUCUCGAGAUGCUGUGAAGUUUGGAAGAAUGUCCAAAAAGCAGAGGGACAGCUUGUAUGCUGAGGUGCAGAAGCACCAGCAGCGGCUGCAGGAACAACGGCAACAGCAGACCGGUGAGGCAGAAGCCCUCGCCAGGGUCUACAGCAACAGUAUCAGCAAUGGCUUGAGCAACCUGAAUAAUGAAACUGGCAGCACCUACUCAAAUGGGCACGUCAUCGACUUGCCGAAGUCUGAGGGUUAUUAUAACGUGGAUUCUGCCCAGCCUUCCCCAGACCAGUCUGGGUUAGACAUGACUGGAAUCAAACAGAUAAAGCAGGAACCUAUCUAUGACCUCACCUCUGUACCAAACUUGUUUACCUAUAGCUCUUUCAACAAUGGGCAAUUAGCUCCGGGGAUAUCCAUGACUGAAAUAGAUCGAAUUGCACAGAAUAUCAUUAAAUCUCAUUUAGAGACCUGUCAAUAUACGAUGGAGGAACUACACCAGCUAGCGUGGCAGACUCACACAUAUGAAGAAAUUAAGGUUUACCAGAGCAAGACCAGAGAAGCUCUGUGGCAACAGUGUGCCAUUCAGAUCACCCACGCUAUCCAGUACGUGGUGGAGUUUGCGAAGCGCAUAACAGGCUUCAUGGAACUCUGCCAGAAUGACCAAAUUCUCCUCCUUAAGUCAGGCUGCUUGGAAGUGGUUUUGGUGAGAAUGUGCCGUGCCUUCAACCCACUCAACAAUACUGUUCUGUUUGAAGGAAAGUAUGGAGGGAUGCAAAUGUUUAAAGCCUUGGGUUCUGAUGAUCUGGUGAAUGAAGCGUUUGACUUUGCAAAGAAUUUAUGUUCCUUACAGCUGACUGAGGAGGAGAUUGCCUUGUUUUCAUCUGCUGUUCUGAUAUCACCUGAUCGAGCCUGGUUAAUAGAGCCAAGGAAGGUCCAGAAGCUUCAGGAAAAGAUUUACUUUGCACUUCAACAUGUGAUCCAGAAGAACCACCUCGAUGAUGAGACUUUGACAAAGUUAAUAGCCAAGAUACCAACCAUUACUGCACUUUGCAACUUGCACGGAGAGAAACUACAGGUAUUUAAGCAAUCUCAUCCAGAUAUAGUGAACACACUGUUUCCUCCAUUAUACAAGGAGCUUUUCAAUCCAGACUCAACCACUGGCUGCAAGUGAAGGGGAUAAUAGAAUUUUCACGUAGUCAUGGAAUGCAUCACUAUUAAGACAAAAAGAAAUGUUUUCAUGAAGAACUUAUUAAAAAUGUCACUACUGCAACACUAGGAAUGUCCUGCACUUAAUAGAAUUAUUUUUCACCGCUACAGUUUGAAGAAUGUAAAUAUGCAACUCUGAGUGGGGAUGUCUUUUUUCUCUUUUCUUUGUUUACUUUUUUUAUUUUUGAACUGACAAUGAAUAUACAAACAUAGGACACCGGGGUUUACCUUUUUUUUUUUUUUAAUUUUAUUGGGGGAUGUUUUGGGAGACAGCUGUU
Molecule: messenger RNA, 1726 nt
Organism: Leptosomus discolor (cuckoo roller)
Lineage: Eukaryota; Metazoa; Chordata; Aves; Leptosomiformes; Leptosomidae
Gene: RORB
Product: RAR related orphan receptor B
Biological process (GO): regulation of transcription by RNA polymerase II
Cellular component (GO): nucleus
Molecular function (GO): RNA polymerase II cis-regulatory region sequence-specific DNA binding; melatonin receptor activity; nuclear receptor activity
Source: RefSeq, a predicted model, not a curated record